This is a messenger RNA of Aethina tumida (small hive beetle), 5418 nucleotides long. RefSeq names its product dystroglycan 1. Gene Ontology annotation, molecular function: calcium ion binding; laminin binding. Gene Ontology annotation, biological process: axon guidance; nerve development; muscle attachment. The transcript has 12 exons. Gene Ontology annotation, cellular component: dystrophin-associated glycoprotein complex; dystroglycan complex; sarcolemma. The record is from RefSeq and is a predicted model, not a curated record. Bases 326 to 4015 code for a protein of 1229 amino acids. Lineage: Eukaryota; Metazoa; Arthropoda; Insecta; Coleoptera; Nitidulidae.
CGGCAACGGGAGGUUCUGGUUACGAGGCGCUCGCAACUUGCGGUCGACUCAAAGCGUCGCUCGCCGUCGAACGAGACGGUUUUCCACUGUCGACGUCCAGCAGUACAACUCGUCUGGCUGCGCCCGCCGCCGCGUUUUUCUUCAUCGGAUGCGAAUUGUGCCGUUUGUGUGACACGGAGGUACCGGUGCCUGUCGAUUGGAUUCGGUGUUUUAUUUUUUUAAGCGGUGUUCAACCCUGUCCCCCCCCCAUCGAAGGGAUUCAAAAAUUCAACUAGUCAAAUUCUGGCCAUGCGAGCGUGACAUCCUCAUACUAAAAUAGAUCGACAUGUCUUCCCUGGGUGUGCUGAUCGUACUGCUGGCGGCAAUCGCGUGUCCCGCCCAGUUUUCCGUCGUGCCGCCGGAAGAGGACUUCAGUUUCGACAUCACCGACUUCGCGGUGAACUUCGACGGCCACAAUGACGGCGCGGGAAUGCGCGCCGGUCAGGAGACGACCGCCACGGUCGGACGUACCUUCCAUUUGGUGGUGCCCAUGGAGCAGUUCGGGCCGCACGCCCGCACUUUGGACGCAAAACGUCUAGGUAACAAACCUCUACCAUCGUGGCUCCUGUUCGACAAGACGAGUGGAACAUUUUGGGGCGUUCCACUGAACGAUGAUUUGGGUCCCAUCCAGAUUAUAAUCAAAUCAAUACCCAAAGACAAAUCAACAUAUCAGCUAACUAUAAAUGUCAUGGAAAACUCGGAUAUUGAAGGUGUUCAAAAGUGUCCCCAGGACGAGGACAUCACAUUGCUGUCAUUAUUAAUAGAUAAAAGUCUGAAGGCUGUUAAACCAAAGCAGAGGGUAGUUGCUAUUAAUAACAUAGCGAAAUUUUUCGGAUUACCAUAUAGUGCCUUCUCCAUGAAACCCCAAACCACUCCCGAUGACAUAACGGACAGUUCUGUGGUGUUGGCCGGACCUGGCAACGUGAAAUCGAAAAGUUCGAAAGUCUCUUCGUUGUUGCAAGUUGCCGUGGGUUGUGACGGUAGACUGUGGGAUUCGACAUCGUCCAUGGUACGCCAGUUGAAACAACAGGCCAGGGAUGGUACUGUAUCCGAAGUAUUAGGACUUCCCUUGAUCGGUUGGAGAAUUAAAACUGAAACCAGGCCAAUUGUGAGACAUAAACGGGAAUUGGAAGAUGGAAGUGGAAAUUACGAUGAGUAUUAUGACGAAUAUGAGGACGAUUACGAUAACGAAGAUUUGGAUGAUGACUUGAAUCCACCCACAAAUCCACCAGCUACUACUACUUCAACAACUACAACGACCACAGAGGCCACCCCAACGCAUCCACACAGACAUCAUCACGGAGAAAGCAUUAAACCCAUCGAUCCCAGUGAUACCAUAUUCACGGAACACCACAAUCAUGACCAGAUACCGCACACGGUUCCUGCUACUUUACCACCAACUCAUCCGUCUACCACCACAGCUAGCACCACAACCACUUCAACGACUGUAAGAACGACGACAGUGGGAGUUCCAGAACUCACAACAUCUAAUGACAGAGAAAUUCCGAAACCAACCAGCUCAUUAAACUAUGAUUACGAUUAUUACGAAGAAGGUGACGAUUCUGGCGACGGUCCAGAAGAAAGUGAGACAGAAGUACCAACAAUUUUAGAUAAACUACCUGAAAUUGAGGUCAAAAAUGAAGUCACGUCUGAAUCGACAACCACAAAAGAAACAACAAAAGAAGUUGUUCCGGAAACUGUUCCAACGACUAAACCACAAAUUGUUACAGAACCAACGAUUGUGGAGGAAGAGACAACUGAAGCAAUUGUGGAGGAUUUUGGCCCUCCUGUUUAUACUGUCGGGGAAACAAUCCCAAUGGAAACGUCCACAACAGAAGCUCCAACGACGGUUUCUGUCAAUCUGACAACUACAACUUCAGCUACAACUUCAGCAACUACUACUACAACGACAACAACCACUGCCGCCACAACUACAGUCAGCUCAACUCCUAUGACUACGGUAACAUCACCUGAACCUGAAGCAAUAACUGAACCAAUAGCCACAACUACUGAAGAACAAAAAACAACUCAACCAGACGAUACAACAACAGUUAAAGUGACUACAGCAAGACACGUAACAGAAUCUCCUAGAACCAGUACAACGAUUCGUGAAUUUAUCGAAACAACUGAAAUUGUCGAAGCUAGAAACUUCAAACCUUUCAUAGAAAACAGGUUACAACAGAUGUCAGUUAUGGCUGGAAAGAUAUUCAGAUUUGUGGUACCAAUCAACGCCUUCAAGGACUUCGAGGACGAGUACAAUUUAAGUCUGCAAUUUUUGGACUCGAAUGGUGAGAACAUAUCAAAGAGUUCCUGGUGCCAAUUUAAUCCUGCCAGAAGGGAAAUCUAUGGACUGCCAUUGGAGAAGGACAUUUCCAAAUGGACUUACUAUGUACGUGCUACAGACACUGAAGGUUCAUACGAACAAGAUCAACUGACUAUACAGGUUCAACAACAUAAGAUGGCUCGUGUGGUGAACCACGAAUUUUCGUUGCACAUUAGGAUUGAAAAACAACAAGAGUUUCCACAUUACAUUGAUUGGUCUUUGAAAACAUUAAGAGCUCUUGGAAAAAUAUACAAUACCAAUAUGUCGGAAAUAACUGUUAGAAGUAUAAAUGCCAGUGGCGAGUUGGUCGUGUUUACGUGGUCCAAUGAUUCCAUUCCAACAAAUUACUGUCCCAGAAGCGACAUCCUAAACCUUUACAAAGUCCUGACAGCAAAUGAUAGAGGUGAUCCGUCUAGAGAAUUGAACUUAGCCCUGGCACCUGAAUUAAGAGUCAAAAAGGUGACAUAUAGUGAAAGAGGUGUUUGUGAACAACCAACAAAUCCAGCUACUCCGCCUGUCAACUUCUCUCCAAUUUUAAGAAAUCCCGUCGACAGUGUAAACGCCACUUACGGAGAACUCUUAGUCUACAAAGUUAGAGACGACACUUUUUACGAUCCGGAAGAUGUUGAUCCACGUACUUUGAACAUAUCCCUAUUAACCGCAACCAGACAACCAAUACCACCAAAUAACUGGUUACAAUUUGACAGUAAAAACAGGGAGUUUUAUGGUAUUCCAUUUAAGACCUCACGUACCGAGUACCAACUUGUAUGCACUGAUAGUGGAGGUUUAUCAGUGACUGAUAGUUUGGAAGUGGUUGUCCAUCAACACCCUCCAGUAUCCUACAAUGUUGAGUUCAGUAUGGCCCUAGAAACGAGCUAUGAAACUUUCGCACAUAGUGCUAGUAUGCAGAAAAAAUUCGUCGAGAAGUUAAUGACCCUUUUCAAUGAGCCAAAUAGUAAGAAUUUCCAAUUUUUACCAUUCAAAUCGAAAUUCGAAACAACCAUUGUUACAUGGUAUAACAACUCUCUACCAACUUGGCAGUGUCCGACAUCGGAAAUUAAUAGACUCGAAUCCAUUAUGAUCAAUAAAAUUGAUCAUGGUAUCGCACACCGGGUUCACAACAUUAUGGACCCAGAAUUUGCAGUGUCCACCAUUAAAAUUCACCUAAAAGGAAAUUGCAAAAUUAAAGUUGCACCCGCACCAGAUGUUAUACCAGUGGAUGAGAGCACUCCUCAAUCUGGUCAAGCGGAAUAUUUGGUUACAUUCAUAGUGCCUGUAGUCAUCAUAUCAAUAAUGUUAUUUGUAGCAGCAGUUGCAGCUUGCGUAUUAUACAGAAGGAGGAGAAUGUCCGGCAAGAUGAACGUGGAGGAAGACGGAAGAACGAGUUAUGGAAAUAAAGGCAUACCUGUGAUCUUUCAAGAGGAACUGGAAGAAAAACCUGAACCAGGUACCAAAGCACCGGUUAUAUUGAAGGAUGAAAAACCUCCCCUAGCGCCGCCGGAAUACAGCAAAAGCGGAUCAGUGAAAUUGAACGACGAUUCGGAGCCAUAUCAGCCACCGCCACCAUUCACACGCACCCAGGACAACGGCAGACAAUCUAGACCAAAACCCACCCCUACCUAUAGGAAACCACCACCCUAUGUGCCCCCUUAACAAUUACACUUCACAUUUUUUCAGCAAUAAUUUCCGAAAAAAAUUUAAAAAUUGAGAAAAACAAACAAGUUUACUGCCAUAACAAUUUUUUAUGUAACUAACAUCAUAGUACAUUAUAUACUAAUUCCCUGUUGCCAAAUUUAUGCAUCACCCACCAUAUGUAUCACACAAUGUAUCUUAAAAUGAAGUACUUAAAGUACGAGAAACCUUAAAAGUAAGACUACUGUAGAGUAUAUAAAUAUUUGUGAAUAUCCUGCAUUAAGUGUAUGUAUAGUAACUACGAAUCGUCUCCUUAUUCGGGGAAAACCAAAACAAAAAAUUGUCUUUGACUUUGUCUGUGAUAUUUCACCAUGAUUAUUUAAUGUUUUCAACUGAAUAAUUAUGGUUGAUAACUUGGUAUAAGCCAGGCAUUCUUCAAAAGAAUACACAUUAUAAAUAGUUUGCAAUUUAUUCACAAACCAAACUAUAUUUAAUUCUUUGGAAAUUGUAUUUUUCAUAUCAUACACUGACAUAUCUUCUUGAAGAGUGUUCCGGCUUGAUUUAUAUCCGAAUAUCGUGAGUUUUAGUCGACAAUGAACCAAAAAUACUUUUAAUUAAUUGUUAUGAAUGUAAAUUGAAACAAAAACAACUGUUUUAGAACUAGACAAACAGACAAUUUUAACUGAAUGGAAUAAUAUUUAAUGAAAUAUUGUUUUCCCUAUUCUGAAUGUGACUAAAAUAUAUUUUAAUUACUGCCCAUGGCAAUUCUAGGUUUUAAGAAGCUACUGACCAGAGUGUUGCACAAUAUUUAUUUAUCUAUUGAUUAAUUUUUAUUUUGUCUCGCAACAUGCAAGUUCACCUAAUAUACUAUAUAGAAAAUUGGUGCGAUUUACAUGUGAAGAGACAUAUUAUGGGACUGUACUUGCGCAACAUUCUGUCUAAUAAUUAGAAUCUUAGUAUGCAGGAUAUCUAAAACGUUAUAACGUAGACUAGAGAAGUAAAUAAGGCUGUUUUUAAUUUGCUUUUGUACGUUUAAUAUAUGAACAUGUAAAAACAAAGCGCACAUGCAGCGCACAACAUUUAAUUCUUCCAAUUGUACAUUAUUUUUAUAUAACUAUUGUGACAUGUUUAUAAAUUAAACAAGGUUUAUGCAUAACCCUGUAUAAACGUUGUUUUAUUUUAAUAUGUAUCUUUUUUAAUUAAGUUACCAUAUUAACCUUUUUUCCUAAACGGUCAUAUGAUCUGGCAUAAUAUACAAACAAUAUCUUAAGUAAUAAGACUUCAUUGCGAAUAUAUUAAUAUAAUUUUUAAUGGUUUAUAUGUAUCAUAUCACAGAAAUAUCAUUCAUAUGUAUCUCAUAUCAUACUUUUGUAUUAACCAGUCAUAUUAAUUGUUCAAUAAAUCAAUAACAAAUAAAAUGAUAA